This is a messenger RNA of Zonotrichia leucophrys gambelii, 909 nucleotides long. RefSeq names its product zinc finger protein 239-like. Bases 1 to 909 code for a protein of 302 amino acids. The record is from RefSeq and is a predicted model, not a curated record. The transcript has a single exon. NCBI's taxonomy places the organism in Eukaryota, Metazoa, Chordata, Aves, Passeriformes, Passerellidae. Gene Ontology annotation, biological process: regulation of gene expression. Gene Ontology annotation, cellular component: nucleus.
AUGGAGAUCAGGGAGAAAAAAUCUGCAUGGCAGAACCUUGUGAAAGAGGCCGUUUUGAGUGAAUCUAGUGCACAGGAAUCCAACAGGGAAGAAAAACCUCAGACAUCCCACAUGAGGAGGGGCUCCAAACCCAGCCCAGGGUGCACUGAGGAGGAAAGACUCACCCUGAGCCAGGACGGUGGGCAGACCUUCAGCCAGAGUUCUGAGCUGGUGGCCCAUGAGCAGCUUCCUGAUUGGGAGAAGCCCCACAAGUGCUUGCAGUGUGGGAAGAGCUUCAGGCAGAGCAGCACCCUGAUCCGCCACCAAUGCAUCCACACUGGGGAAUGGCCCUACAAAUGUGGGGAAUGUGGGAAGGGCUUCAGCUACAGGUCAGAACUCACCAGGCACCAACGCAUCCACACUGGGGAGAGGCCCUACCAGUGCCCCACUUGUGGGAAGAAAUUUUUGACCAGCUCCAAUCUCCAUCUGCAUGAGCAGAUUCACACAGAGGAGAGGCCCUUCCGCUGCCCUGAAUGCGGGAUGGGCUUCAAGCACAACUCCACUCUCAUCACCCACCAACGCAUCCACACUGGGGAAUGGCCCUACGAGUGUGGGGAAUGUGGGAAGGGCUUCAGCUGCCACUCCACCCUCGUCAGGCACCAACGCAUCCACACUGGGGAGAGGCCCUACCAGUGCCCUAUAUGUAGGAAGAGGUUUCAGACCAGCUCAAAUCUCCGUCUGCAUGAGCGGAUUCACACAGUGGAGAGGCUCUUUCGCUGCCCUGAAUGCGGGUUGGGCUUCAAGAAAAAGUCCCAAUUCAUCACCCACCGGCGCAUCCACACUGGGGAGAGGCCCUAUGAGUGUCCCCAGUGUGGGAAGAGCUUCACCCAGAGCUCUGCCUUGACCCAACACCAACGGAGGCACCGGUAA